Messenger RNA from Pterocles gutturalis (yellow-throated sandgrouse), 845 nucleotides. It is a transcript of the gene GRID2IP, whose product is annotated as glutamate receptor, ionotropic, delta 2 (Grid2) interacting protein. The record is from RefSeq and is a predicted model, not a curated record. The transcript has 6 exons. The annotation marks the transcript as partial. Gene Ontology annotation, molecular function: protein binding. Lineage: Eukaryota; Metazoa; Chordata; Aves; Pterocliformes; Pteroclidae.
GAUUUUCAUCCCCAAGAAGCACCGGCAGCGGUUUGACGAGGUGGUGUCGCAGAGCCUGAUCAGCAAGCUGUGCCGCUCCAAGAGCCAGCAGCACAGCAACCGCCUGCGGCGCAGCCGGAGCGAGGACCACCAGGAGCGGCUACUGGUCUCCACCCGCGCCAGCUCCGUGCCCCGCUGCCACGAGGAGACCAGCAAGAGCCUGCGGAAAACCACCUCGCUCAUCACCAGCAAUGUGGCCUCGGGGGCUGCCCGCAGAACUGUGCGAGUCUAUAAAGGCAACAGAAGCUUUGGCUUCACGCUGCGCGGCCAUGCCCCGGUGUGGAUCGAGUCUGUUCUGCCAGGGAGCCCGGCUGAGAAGGCUGCUCUCAAAGCCGGAGACCGGAUCCUGUUCCUCAACGGUCUGGACAUGAGGAACUGCUCCCAUGACAAGGUGGUGUCGAUGCUGCAGGGCAGCGGGGCCAUGCCCACCUUGGUGGUGGAAGAGGGGAUCGUCAACUUCGCCAGCGACUCUGACUCUGCCGACUCCCCAGGCAGCUCCUCUGCCCUCACCUCCCUGCAGUGGGUCGCGGAGAUUCUCCCCUCUAGCAUCAAGAUCCAAGGAAGGACCUUCACCCAGCAGCUGGAGCACCUGCUCACCCCCCCCGAGCGCUACACCAUCUGCAAAGCGCUGGAAGGCUUCUUCCAACAUCGGAACAUUGACACUCUCAUUGUGGAUGUGUACCCGGUGCUGGACACACCAGCCAAGCAAGUCAUUUGGCAGUUUAUCUACCAGCUGCUGACGUACGAAGAGCAGGAGCACUGCCAGCAAAAGAUUGCCAGGUUUCUUGGUUACAAGUCCUUGGCAG